This is a messenger RNA of Phytophthora nicotianae INRA-310, 2049 nucleotides long. RefSeq lists its product as hypothetical. Lineage: Eukaryota; Oomycota; Peronosporomycetes; Peronosporales; Peronosporaceae. The record is from RefSeq and is a predicted model, not a curated record. The transcript has 3 exons. Gene Ontology annotation, molecular function: protein dimerization activity. Bases 1 to 2049 code for a protein of 682 amino acids.
AUGGACCCCGAGCGAAGAAGGCGUCGCGACGAAGCCAGUAUCCCGAUCGCUGUACGGGAGGCCAUCCAGGCCUUUGUCCCCGAAGCUGGAACGAAGAUAUUACGCGCCAAGCCGAGUGAGACGUCGUUCGUCUACUACUGGGGUGUCCGCGUCGGCAGCACGGCCGACACCAACACGCACUUGCUGUGUGGAUGUGGGAAGACGUCAAAAGUGACGCUUCAUCUAAGCAAGGCACACGACGUUGGCUCCGACAAAACCGCCAGCGAGGAGGGCAGGAAAAGAACCCGCGACGAAGAUCUUGCCGUUUUGAAGAGGAGUCCACUCCGCGAUGAUCCUGGCCGCGCGUUCGUCUUACUGGAGACACUGCGCAUCGUGAACAACAACCUUCCAUUCAGAAUUGGAGAGUACGAAAAGUCGCUGAUAAUCCGCGACUUAAUGCUCAAGGAGGAGGCUCGUGUAGCAUUAAACGCCAAGGUCAUCCGCCAUUCUGUCGUGGAACUCUACGAUGCGACAAAGCGUCAAGUCCAAGCGAUGCUGACAGAAAGCAGGAUCGGUUCAGCAAAAAGCUAUUCUGUCGUUGCAGACUUCAGGACGGCGUCCGCGAUGAAUACCAAUUUUUUGGGAUUGAGACUCUAUCUAGUGGACUCGUCGUACCGGUUCAAAUCCGUGUUACUAGGGACCCAACAUUUUGCCCCGCAGUAUGGCGAACGUGAUGGCGGAAUGCGAGGUCCAUUCUAUCGCUGGAUUGGGGAUGUAUUAGAGGACUUUAGACUUAGUCGUCACGACCUCUUUGGGUCUACCAGCGACGAUGGACCCGAUGUCAAAUGGAUGAUGAGGUCAGGGCUCAAAUUGGGCUGGGAAUGGUGCGUACCGCACUUUACACAUGCGGCGACCAAGACCGCAUUUGGCAUCGUUGCGGAGAGCGGUUCAUCGAAGAACCCAGCGAUGACGGACAUGCUUCGACGCAUCGUCAAAACGGUGUACCAGACACAUCAUGUGGUAGUGAUGGGCACUCUCUUUUCGGAGCUUUGCAGUGUUAUGACCGACGAGGAUGUGAACGCGCGCCAACUUCUCAACUUCAAGAUUCAUCUUUUUUUGGGACUUGCUCGCGUUUUCCGACGUAUACUCCUACUCUGUCCACUGGCCGCAUGGCCGGAAGAGCUGUCCAAUCUGGCGACAACAACUCGGGAACUUCUCCAUAAAGCUUUUCAUCGUGUCUUUUUCCGGCGAUACACUGACCGCGAGGUAAUGAAUUCAUGCUCCUACGGGUUCGAGAUGCAGCUACUUCUUCACCCUAACUUCAAGAAUCCAGUCGGAGCGCUAAAGAAGGUAAUUCUAAUGUCUAAUUUGCAAGCCGGCGCAUCGCAACAGGUGGCAGAUCGCCACUUCAUUAAGGUUCGCCGUAAGAUCAUCGACGGUGUCCGCAGAAUUAUGGAGGCAGUGGACACUCAGCCAACACCUCCCGGAAUCGUUGCUCCGCCUCCAGUAGCGGUGCUUUCAGGGUAUCUCAUGGAGUUAUUUGCAGAAACGGCAAAUGAGGUGGCACCACCGCCUGUCGACACACAUACGGCAAUGCACGAGCAGCGCAUUGACGAAGAGCUCGACCGUUGGCUUUCGACCCCUACUUCGCUGAAAGUAAUACGUCCCGGUGAGUUUGAGCCCGUCCUGAGCUUCUGGAAGCGUCAACAUGACCAAGGCAAUUUUCGGCAUCUGUCUCUUGUUGCGCGCGUCCUGUUCUCAAUGCCCUCCUCGUCGUCACAAAUUGAGCGCGAUUUCGAGACAGCCGGAAGAAUGGGGACCCCACAACGCAGCUCACUGUCGCCGUAUUACGUCGAUAUGGCCACAAUUUUAAAUUGCAACAGAGACUACGUGGAUAUCACGCAGUGCACGAAGCUUUCUACUAACGCAGCAGCGAAGCGGCUGCCUUCGAAUGUGUUGGUGAACAUGACCCAGGACCUAGAUGACGAGUUUGGCUCUUUGCAGAACAUGUUCUCCGCUGCGAGUAUGGAUCUGGGGCUCUCUGACAAUGAGGAAGGCACUGAAGGCUAG